Prunus armeniaca (apricot) is the source of this 525-nucleotide messenger RNA. Lineage: Eukaryota; Viridiplantae; Streptophyta; Magnoliopsida; Rosales; Rosaceae. The record is from the annotation of a GenBank genome assembly.
AUGUAUUUGAGGAUUUAUAUGAAUUGGUUGGAUGGAUUCUAUGGGUGCACUGUCACGUUGACCAGUAUGGGUUAUGGAAUGCGUAAGAAAAAACUGUGCCCAUCGAGUUUGAGACAAAGUCAAGAAGUUCUAGAAGUAGAUGGUGAACCACCAGUUAGUCAACAAGCACCUCCAUUUCCACUGAGUAUUGCAUUGCCUCGAUUACAACAGUUUGGUAUUGGUAUCACAAUUUCAAAACAAGAGGGAAAAAGUGGUUUGUUGUUGUCUGGAACGCGCAAGAAAAAACUGUGCCCAUCGAGUUUAAGACAAAGUCAAGAAGUAGAUGGUGAACCACCAGUUAGUCAACAAGCACCUCAAUUUCCACUGAGUAUUGCAGUGAGUAAUAUUAUGCGUACAUCUAUGUUGGUAAGAUGGUUGCACCAAAAAGGAUGGUACAUCAAUAUUGUUUUGGCAAGGAUUGGAGUAAUAUUCUUGGUUGGAUUUGGGGUCGUUGCAAUUCGUUUUAUUGAGGCCAUUGCUGGGUAG